Molecule: messenger RNA, 456 nt
Organism: Fraxinus pennsylvanica
Lineage: Eukaryota; Viridiplantae; Streptophyta; Magnoliopsida; Lamiales; Oleaceae
Source: the annotation of a GenBank genome assembly
AUGGAGUUGAAUCCAGUUUCUUCAGAGAAGAAGAGCAUAAACAGUACUGCCAAGAAGAACACUUUCUCUGCUACUCAUCGGAAGCUUUUAAUUAUUGGACGAGAAGGAGAGGAAAAGGAAAAGCUGGCUAACCCAAACAGGAUAUGGAGUGAUAACUGUUCAAUAUUAGACAUAGUUAUAAGCCAAGGAGCCACGGAGCCGCUGCCAAAUGGGAUACCCACAUACACCGUGGAGAUCAUGAACGCGUGCAUUGCGGGGUGCAACAUUUCCAGGAUCCACGUCAACUGUGGGUGGUUCAGCUCCGCUCGACUCAUCAACCCCCGCGUCUUCAAGCGGCUCCAAUUUGACGAUUGCCUGGUCAAUGAUGGAAAGCCCCUAGUGUAUGGUCAUACAAUCUCUUUCCAAUAUGCCAACACCUUCCGUUAUCCCAUCUCUGUUUCUUCCAUUGCUUGUUGA